Messenger RNA from Rotaria sp. Silwood1, 1032 nucleotides. NCBI's taxonomy places the organism in Eukaryota, Metazoa, Rotifera, Eurotatoria, Philodinida, Philodinidae. The record is from the annotation of a GenBank genome assembly.
AUGUGUCGACUAAAAUAUUUGAGAUUAAUCCUGAGCAAACCAUUAACAACGGAUAAUAAUAUAUUGAAUGGAAUGCAAUGGAAAUCAUUUCUUUCAACAUCAUUCAUUUUUUUGAAAACAUUUAAUUUUAAAUUUUCUAUUCAACAAACAUCCGAACAAGAUAUAUAUGAUCUUUUGAAUACAUUUAAAUCAAAAUGGUGGUUAAAAAAGAAACGAUGGUUUGUCGAAUAUGAUGCUCAUCAAAAUGUUCUCAUUACUGUACCUUAUUUUGCAUCAAAAACUUUUAAUAAUCAUCGUUCAUAUUCAUUUGGUUUUAUUCAAAAUCUUGAAAUUUUUUAUUCUAAUAUCAAUUAUUUGAAUAUUGAUUUACAUAAGUAUAAUGAAUUUGAACAAAUAUUGUCAGUAUCUCAAUCCGUAGUUCAACCACGUUUUCCUCAUGUAACACGACUCUCAUUGAAUGGAUACUUAACAACACAUGUUUAUGAUAAAAUUCAAAAUAAUAUUGAUCUUAGUAUGAUUAAACAUUUUGAAUUUUCAUCAACUAUUAAUACUACCGAAACUUUGAUUGAAUUGAUUAAUAAUAUGAUUAAUCUUUCGUCGAUUCAUAUUCAAUAUUUACAUAGUCUUGAUCUAUUUAUUGAACCUUUAUCACCAAAUCAUUCUAUUCGACAUCUUGUUCUAUUCGAUUAUGAACCAACAACAAGAAAACAACUUUUCUAUCAUAUAUGUCGACUUUUUCCACGAUUAACUCAUUUGACAAUAGAUUAUCAUUCACGAGAAGAGUUCUGUUAUUUAUUAAAUGAACUCGCUUAUCUUGAACAGUUCACAUUGCGUUUGACUAAAGAUCAAGAUGCACCAAAUUAUGGUUGGAUCAAGCAAUAUAGUAGACUGCAAAUGAAUGCAUUUGAAUUGAGGAUAUUUAACAUGACUCAUAAAGGAAGACAACUAGUUUUGUGGAUUAACACAACUAAUAAUAUGGAAGUUCAUCGUCAUCGUCAACAUCAUAAAUUCAAAAUGUGUUCUGUUCAAUAA